Nerophis lumbriciformis (worm pipefish) is the source of this 2625-nucleotide messenger RNA. The record is from RefSeq and is a predicted model, not a curated record. Lineage: Eukaryota; Metazoa; Chordata; Actinopteri; Syngnathiformes; Syngnathidae.
AUGCGCUCCCCAGAACCGUCCGCUUUCCCCCCGUCCGAAGCCCUUCUUCACGGCCAGUUCGCCAGCUGGGGCAACGGUGGUAACAACAGUAGCAGCGGCAACAACAACAGCUGCCCCAACAGCCCCGGCGGUCCGGGCGGGCUUUCCCCAGCCGGCUCCCCGACGCCGGCUCCGGCCUCUAACUACGCGCUGACCCUCACCCACGCACACGUCCACAUCCAGCGUCUGUCGCCACGUCCCGGCAAGGAGGCUCGACUGCUCCUGCCGCUGUCGGAGCUGGUGGGAUGCAGCUGUCCACGAGCCCCCGCGCCGCCUCUUAUAGUGCUAUACUGGUACCCGCCGGGGAAACGACGCAAAGGGGUGUCACGCCGCCGCCAGGUGAGGGCGUACCUAGCUGAAAGCAGACCUGAGGCAGAGAGGUGGUCGGCCGCUUUGCAGUGUUUACUUCGAGGGGUGCCGGUCACUGCUGAAACAGAAUUUUCCAGAAGUCUCCUACCUCGUCCCAGGCGACUACUACUGCUGGUCAAUCCCUUCAGCGGGAGAGGACAGGCAAUGCAGUGGUGUCAGACACAUAUCCUGCCCAUGAUCAGAGAGGCCAACAUUAGCUACAACCUGAUCCAGACAGAGCGUCAGAACCAUGCCCGAGAACUUAUAAGAGAGAUUUCCCUCCCAGAGUGGGAUGGUGUCAUCAUCAUUUCUGGAGAUGGCCUCCUGCACGAGGUGAUAAACGGCCUAAUGGAGCGUCCAGAUUGGGAGCAAGCAAUAAAAACGCCUGUUGGUAUUCUGCCCUGCGGCUCUGGCAAUGCACUGGCCGGGUCUAUCAACCACCACGCAGGGUAUGAUAUGUGCCUUCGGGAACCUCUCCUCUUGAACUGUUGCUUCCUGCUGUGUCGUGGUGGCGUGCGGCCUAUGGACCUGGUCUCCGUGACAACCAGCCCGCCCACCACCAAUAGCCGUGCAGCUUCGUUGAUGCCCAGGAGGCUAUUUUCAUUCCUGUCAGUCGCCUGGGGAUUCGUGUCGGAUGUAGACAUCGAAAGUGAGAGGUAUCGUGGCCUGGGCUCAGCACGCUUCACUCUAGGCACCUUGGUCCGCAUCGCUUCACUCCGCUCCUACAAGGGUCGUCUGUCAUACCUCCCCCCGUCUAUCGUGGCGUCCUCUCCUGACGCCACGCCUCCCCCGCCAAGGAGACCCCUCUCCCGCAGUAUCACCGAAGGCCUAGAGGGCUUCUGCAAGCCCCCCAUCCAUCGAACUUCCUCCGACAUGGGCAUCAGCGAACAACGGAGUCUACGUCGGGGCGAGGGUGAGCGGGAGAAGGAGGAAAGGCAGCGAGAACGAGAGAGAAGACGGGAGCGAGCGCGAGGGGGAGGAACCCGCGUAGUCAGGGCCAGCAGUUUGAUGGAGGACAGGGAGAAAGAGAAGGAAGGAGAGGUUGAAAUGGAGGAACAGCGUCUGAAAGGAGGACGAGGCGACUGCAACACGAACGAUUGCGGAUUAACGCAGAUACAAGACGAGCAGGAGGACGAAGGACGAACAGAGGAAGACUCCAGUGAGAUGGACGAGGAGGAGGAGCUUCAAGCAGGCGAUGGGGUCAAAGGUGAAGGGGCGGUGCGAGCGCAAGAACUCGGCGAGGGCUUGGAUUCAGACGAAGGUUGCUUCACCUGCCAAGAUGGACUCCAGCAAUCCAGACAAACCCUCAGGAAGAACUCGGCACCUUCAAGCCAGAUCGUUAACACUCUCUUCGGGCAAACCGACUCCAAUUCCGGCCCGUCAUACGCGAUGGAGGACUUGGAUUUAAACGGAAGCUACUACCAGAAAGAGGUGUACCCGCUUGAAGUCUCCCGUGAGCGAGCCCUCACCAUCUCGUCCUCCCCGUUUCGCCACUCUCCUUUCUCCUUCAAGUCUCGGAAUGUGGACCAAAACCAAAACUCCACUCGUCCGAGACCCCUCUCUCUUCUUCAGCACUCGCACUCCAACUCCUUGCCUCCUAAACUUCCGUCCCUGUCACUUUCUCUGUCCCCCACACCUCCGUCCUCGCCUUCCUGCACCUCCCCGCACUCCUCGUCCUACCUGGCCCCGCGUCCCAACACGCCCGGUUCGGCCUCGCCGUCCCCCCUCGCACGCAUGCCGUCUUUCAACUUUGACAUCGCCGAGCCAGCCGGACCCCUUAAGAACCGUCCCUAUUUGCUGCCUUUAAACAUCCCGAAAGAUGACCUCUUGCCCCCGCUAGAUCAACCCCUUCCCACGCGAGACUGGGUGACCAUCGAGGGCGACUUCGUACUGGUUCUGGCGCUUUAUCAGAGCCACCUGGGAGCCGACCUUUUUGCCGCGCCACAGGCUAAGUUCGACGACGGGCUAAUCCACCUGACCUUCGUGAGGGCGGGUAUAUCUCGAGCCACGUUACUGCGACUGUUCUUCGCCAUGGAGAGAGGAACGCACCACUCGGUCAGCUCGCCGUUUGUCAGCCACGUUUCCUGUCGCGCCUUCAGGCUGCAGCCUCUGUCCACACGCGGAACCCUCACGGUGGAUGGAGAGCUGGUGCCGUGUGGACCUUUACAAGCACAGGUGCAUCCCUCCAUGGCGCGCCUCAUUGUCGGUGACUCCGGAGUGCAAGUCACCAGGUUCUAA